This is a messenger RNA of Sphaeramia orbicularis (orbiculate cardinalfish), 1268 nucleotides long. RefSeq names its product gamma-aminobutyric acid receptor subunit alpha-2-like. Gene Ontology annotation, cellular component: membrane. The record is from RefSeq and is a predicted model, not a curated record. NCBI's taxonomy places the organism in Eukaryota, Metazoa, Chordata, Actinopteri, Kurtiformes, Apogonidae. Gene Ontology annotation, molecular function: extracellular ligand-gated monoatomic ion channel activity; GABA-A receptor activity. Gene Ontology annotation, biological process: monoatomic ion transmembrane transport.
AUGCCGGGGGCCUUCCUGUUGUUGAGUUUUUUCACGGCAGCUCUGACUCCUCGGGAGUACACAGUGGAUGUGUUCUUCCGUCAGAGUUGGAAGGACGAGCGUUUGAAGUUCCACGGUCCAAUGAACAUCCUUCCUCUGAAUAACCUGAUGGCCAGUAAGAUCUGGACCCCCGACACCUUCUUCCACAACGGAAAGAAGAGCGUGGCACACAACAUGACCAUGCCCAACAAACUGCUGAGGAUCAUGGAGGACGGAACCCUGCUGUACACCAUGAGGUUGACCGUCCAGGCUGAGUGUCCCAUGCAUCUGGAGGACUUCCCCAUGGACUCACACUCCUGUCCACUGAAGUUUGGCAGCUAUGCCUACACUAAAACAGAGGUGACCUACAUCUGGUCUCGUAACGCCUCCCAGUCUGUGGAUGUGGCUGCAGAUGGGUCCAGACUGAACCAGUAUGACCUGGUGGGUCAGACCGUGGGCCAGGAGACCAUCAAGUCCAGCACCGGUGAAUACACGGUGAUGACCGCACACUUCCAUCUGAAGAGGAAGAUCGGAUACUUUGUGAUCCAGACGUACCUGCCCUGCAUCAUGACCGUCAUCCUCUCACAGGUUUCCUUUUGGCUCAAUCGGGAAUCAGUUCCGGCCAGAACGGUGUUUGGUGUCACUACAGUUCUGACCAUGACCACCCUCAGUAUCAGUGCUCGGAACUCCAUUCCUAAAGUGGCCUACGCCACCGCUAUGGACUUCAUCGCAGUCUGCUAUGCCUUCGUCUUCAGUGCACUGAUCGAAUUCGCUACCGUCAACUACUUCACCAAACGAGGAUGGGCCUGGGACGGCAAGAGUGUGGUCCCCGAUAAGAAGAAGGAAUCCUCCGUCCUGAAGCAGAACAACGCCUACGCCGUUGCUGUUGCCAACUACGCCCCCAACAUCCUGAAGGACUCACCUUUACCCAGUGUCUCCAAUGUGUCCCCUUAGACCCAUCCAAAUGUGUCCCCUCAACCCCAACCACACCCCGGUGGACACCAAACCGGAGCCCAAAGGAAAAGCUUCAACAGCGUCAGUAAGAUCGACCGCAUCUCCCGCAUCAUGUUCCCAGUGCUGUUCGGGAGCUUCAACCUGGUCUACUGGGCCACGUACCUGAACCGGGAACCUGUCAUUAAAGACCUUGACCCGGUCCACUGAAACCCAGACACCUGGACCUGAUUCAGGGAUUCUGAUGGUGCUCCUGAGGGCAGUAGAAUGCUGCUGACUCCUCCCACUAAAGCUGAUGA